Cuscuta epithymum is the source of this 3955-nucleotide messenger RNA. The record is from the annotation of a GenBank genome assembly. NCBI's taxonomy places the organism in Eukaryota, Viridiplantae, Streptophyta, Magnoliopsida, Solanales, Convolvulaceae.
CACUCAGAGCCUUAUCCAAUUCAUAAAAUGACAGAGAAACAAAGGCACACCAUAAGAAGAGAUGGGCAGAGAGGUCAGCAUUCAACCCCAUCACCACCUACACAUAUUUGAAAAAGAAAACCAUCAAAAUGUUAAGCCUGGCUGCCAUUGUUCCGCAACUCAAUCACCCAUCCUUCUCUUUUGCUCGCUCUGACUUCAGUGGCGCCAAGCUAGCUGCCUCUCCCCAGUUAAUUAACACAGGCCUCUCUCAGUAUAAAAGGAAGGCAUGUGGGAAGCUGCAGGUUUCGGCAAGUUCCAAGAAGAUCCUUAUAAUGGGAGGCACCAGAUUUAUUGGUAUCUUUUUGUCCAGACUUCUUGUCAAAGAAGGCCAUCAGGUUACUCUGUUCACAAGAGGAAAGGCCCCAAUUGCACAACAGUUGCCAGGAGAAUCGGACAGUGACUUUGCUGAUUUCUGCUCCAAGAUAUUGCACUUGAAGGGAGAUAGAACGGACUAUGAUUUUGUUAGGAGAAGUAUCUCUGCUGAAGGUUUGGACAUUGUGUAUGACAUAAAUGGACGGGAAGCAGUUGAAGUGGAACCCGUAUUGGAUGCAUUGCCUAAUCUUGAACAGUACAUAUACUGCUCCUCAGCUGGUGUUUAUCUCAAAACUGAUUAUUUGCCCCACUACGAGACUGAUGGAGUUGACCUAAAGAGCAGGCACAAAGGGAAGCUGGAGACAGAAAGGUUAUUGCAAUCACGAAGCAGCGUUAAUUGGACUGUUAUAAGACCAGUCUAUAUAUAUGGUCCCUUGAACUACAAUCCCAUUGAAGAGUGGUUUUUUCACCGCCUCAAAGCCGCCCGCCCAAUCCCCAUUCCCAAUUCCGGAAUGCAAGUAACCCAACUUGGUCAUGUUAAGGAUCUUGCAAGAGCCUUUGUUCAGGUUCUUGGUAAUGAUAAGGCAAGGAAACAGGUGUUUAACAUUUCUGGAAAUAGAUAUGUUACUUUUGACGGAUUAGCAAAGGCAUGUGCGAAGGCUGGUGGGUUCCCUGAGCCAGAUAUUAUUCACUACAACCCAAAGGAGUUUGAUUUUGGUAAAAAGAAAGCAUUUCCAUUUCGUGAUCAGCAUUUCUUUGCAUCAAUUGAGAAGGCAAAGAGUUUGCUGGAGUGGAAACCAGAAUUUGGGCUGUUUGAAGGUCUUACAAACUCAUACAACCUAGACUUUGGCCUCGGAACCUUUCGCAAAGAAGCAGACUUCUCCACGGAUGACUUGAUUCUCGGGAACAGUCUUUUUCGCUAGAGUUAGCCACGGCCUUCGGUUUCUUUCUUACCUUAAGGAACUCUUUCCAUUGUGCAGUUUCUUCAUUAAAAAGAAAAAUUACGAAACUUGUCACCUUGAGUUGAUGUAAAUGAAAUAAUAAAUGCUUCUAGAUACAGUUAGUUUUCUAUUUACCAGUUCUAUGAUAUUAGGAAUUUUAUCAUUUAGGGACCUCAAAGUUGAGCAUUCUAUCAUUUAGGGACCCGAAAGAUAAACUCUAUCAUUUAGGGACCUAUAGUAUUAGAAUCUCUCAAUUUAAUGCUCAAAAUUUUAACACCGUUAAAAUACAACUUAGAGAGUCUGAUGUGGCGCCACAUAAGUAAAAAACAAAUACAUAUUUAAUAACGAUAUAAAGAAUUAGAAAAUAUACUACGUAUAAGCUUAAACUUAUACGCAGCCGCCUAUCCCAGACUCUGCUGCUUCCUUCUUCGUUGCUUCCUUCUUCGCAUACAAGAUUCAGCAAUUCUCAUCAAAGAUGGCAGCUGAAAAUGAUGACUGGAGUUUAGAUGAAUAUAAUAGCGAUGAUGACAAACAACCAGCAUGUUGGUCACAUGCCACCAAUGAUACUUUUUAUAAAUUUCGUGAUACAGGUGACUUAUCUGAUUUCUCUGAGCCAGCUACGAUAGAAUCUUUGGCAGAAUUAAGGAGCAUCCAUGAUUCUGAAUCUCCAACAAAUGCAGACGAAGCUGACUCUGCACAUAUUCAAGCAGCUCCCGGGGAUGUCAACUUCAGGUUGGAACAAUCAUUUGCAUCUAUAGAUGAUUUUUACGAAGCUGUUAAAACCUACGGGGUUCAAAAUAUGUAUAAUCUGACCUUUUUGAAGAAAGAUAAGAUAAAAUGUCGUGUAAAGUGUGUGAACGAUUGCCCGUGGCUUAUAUACUGUUCCAAAGUUGGAUGUUCAGAAACUUAUAAGGUCAAAACAUUUAUCUCAAGUCAUACCUGUCAGAAAGAGGGAGUGAAGGCAAAUUUUGCUGAUACCAAGUGGUUGGGAAAUAAGUUAAUUGAAGACUUCAGAGAACAUCCAAACAUGACAGGUCCGGAAGUGAAAGAUCUUAUAUAUAAGAAAUGUAAUGUCAUGGCUAGUAUUGCAAAGGCUUAUAGAGUAAAAGCAUAUGCAUCACAAUCACUUCAUGGCAAUGUUGCUCAACAGUAUUCUAAAUUACCUAAUUAUUGUGCCGAGUUACUGAAGACCAACCCUGGAUCAACAGUUGAAUUAAUUUGUCCAAAACAUGGUGAGAAUGGACCAUCAAGAUUUGAUAGAAUAUAUGUAUGUAUAGAUGCAUGUAAAAAGGGGUUUAUAAAUGGAUGUCGUCCACUAAUUGCACUAGACGGAUGUCAUCUAAGUGGAUACUAUCGCGGUCAGCUUCUUGCAGCGGUUAGUCUUGAUGGGAACAAUGGUCUAUUCAUUGUAGCUUAUGCUAUUGUUUCAUCUGAAACUAGAGAGACAUGAGUUUUUUUCAGUAAUAGAAAGGUAGAUACCUUGAGGAUGUUUACCUGUUAAACAGCAGGUUGCAGGUCACCUAAGACUAUUUUGAGAAGGAUACCUCUUAAAUUCAGAUUCUUUUGGAAUUACACAUACAUGACAUUAAUAUGAGAAGAACCCAUUUAGGUGGGAUUAUUGAUGUGAAUUUUUCCUUGUAAAAAUCCAAAGUACUCUACUAAAAUCCACCAAAUGAGAUCAUGAUAAGCCUAAAAGAAACUAAGAAAAAUAUACAUAUACAGAAUCCAUAUAAUUCAAAGUUUAGGACAACUUGAUGUUGAUGAACCUAUAAAAUUCUACUCUCAAAAAGGGAAAAAGAAUAGAUAUAUACAAAAUCCAUAUCAUUCAAAGUUUAGUCGAUUACCUUGACUUUUUAAUAAAAUUGGAUCUGAUUUAUAAUUUAAUAACACCAAGGACUAGAAAUUCUAAAUCUCAUUAGAAGAAUCUUGCAAUAAAAUUCAGAUGCAUCCAACCCAAAGAGGACAUAACACUUAUUUUCCCAUGAAGAAGCUAUUGAGAGAGGCUUUACGUAUUCAAGCAUCUUUUAAGUUGGGUGGGGGAUUUAUCAAAUAUGCGACCUAAUUUUCUUAUAGAGAGAAAAGGAAUAGAGUUAAUUAAGAAGCAGAUGUCAUACCGUCUCUCCUUUUUGCGGACAAAAUUUAUCGGUAAACUAAGCUCUGAUUUCUCUUCUCAUAAUAAAGUAACAGGGAGGCAGUGUCGGGGAAGACGAAGCUCUUCGAAGGGAAACAGUUGACGAGAACAAGCAAAUCAUUCUUUGUUUUUGGUACUCUAUAAAUGGAUGAGUAUUCCCGAUAUCACUCUUGGCUUUGGCGCCGUGGAAGGUCUACAUCUCUCUUGCGCUUCACCUGUUUUCUCAGAUAUCUUUGAAAGACAGUUUCGAUCCGCGAAGGUGAGGGUUGAAGAUGAAGAGGUCUGUAGGUGAGGUAAGAUGAAUAGAAUUGUGGAGUUUCUGGCUGUCGGUGAAAAUGUAAGGAUAAGACAUCAUUAAUCAACUUUACGUUGAGAUGGAAUAGAAGAGCAAUGAUUCAGACUGAUGAAGUGGCAGUUUUAUUUACGAAACAAUAUUUUUUUAAUAAAUCAAGUGCCACAUCAGUUUGUCGUUAGAAGCAGGUUAACGGUGUUAAAAUUUUGAGCAUUAAAUUGAGAGAUUCUAAUACUAUAG